AGUUCACUUGGGACGAUGUGAAAGUUGAUAAGCACAGGGAGAACUAUCUUGGUCACAGUAUCAAGGCUCCUGUUGGAAGAUGGCAGAAAGAUCUAUUUGAUUUACUUGAAUUGACUGAUAAGAAGCUGGGAAGUCUGAAGAAAGAUAAUAGACAGACACGCAAAAGAAAAAACUAUUCCUCUGCUUCCUGUUUCUAAGAUGCUUAAAAAGGCUCGAGACAAGAGCAUUGUAGUUAUUUGAACACACGAGUUUUAGCUACUCUAUUGCAAGAUUCACUUUGUUUGUUAGCUACCAUGAUUAUGGUUUCAUCUCUCUGUCCUGAACCUGGGAAAGAUCUUUUCUGGUAUACCAGGGAUAAAAAGUCCCAAAAUGCUGAAAUGGAAGCUGCAAAAGAAGAGAUAAAAAGAAUUAAGGAAGAAGAGGAGCAGGCAAUGAGGGAAGCACUUGGCUUAGCUCCCAAGCGUGCUAAUCGUCCUCAAGGUAAUCGUUUAGAUAAACACGAGUUUUCGGAACUUGUAAAGCGCGGGUCUACAGCAGAGGACUUAGGGGCAGGUCAUGCUGAAGCAGCAAGGGUUCAAGGUCUUGGUUUUUCAAGGGAACCACGCCCUUGGGAAGAACCUGGUUCUUCAAAGCCUUCAAUGGAUGAUGCACCAGCUGAGGUGGAAAAUGUAUCUAUUCCAAAUCAACCAGCAACGAAGACGGAAGAUGGUUCAGAAGAUGAAAGUAGAAGAAAGAGAAGACGAGAGGAGAGGAAGCAGGAGAAACAUGAAAAGCGUGAGAAGAAGCAUUCUCGGGAGGAUAGGAAGCAAGAGAAACGUGAGAAACAUGAGAAACAUGAGAAGCGACAUUCUCGUGAUUCCGAUGACAGGAAGAGGCACAAGAAAGACAAGGAGAGGAGGAGACAUGAUUCAGAUUGAUUUUCUUAUGGGUGUGUGUGUUGUCAUCAUCUAUGUGAAUUAGCAUGUUUAUUUCUAGUUCCAUGACUCAAUAUGGAUGGUGUAUCUUGGUUAUUGACAGUUCUAAAGGCCUGUAUGUUGGCACUAAAAAUCAGGCAUUCGUUAAAUUUGGAAUUUGUGAUGAAUGGAAAUGAAGCCAAUCACUUGUGUUUGUAUAAUAUCACGAGUUCUAGCAUAGCCAAGAAUAAUGUUUCUAUCAUCAUCUCUCUAGAGAUGCAAGUAUGCUCUAAUCUUGGGAGAGAGAAAUCUCUUUGUUUUCUUUA
This is a messenger RNA of Vigna unguiculata (cowpea), 1219 nucleotides long. RefSeq names its product leukocyte immunoglobulin-like receptor family A protein. Lineage: Eukaryota; Viridiplantae; Streptophyta; Magnoliopsida; Fabales; Fabaceae. The record is from RefSeq and is a predicted model, not a curated record.